Molecule: messenger RNA, 2226 nt
Organism: Anopheles gambiae (African malaria mosquito)
Lineage: Eukaryota; Metazoa; Arthropoda; Insecta; Diptera; Culicidae
Product: zinc finger CCCH-type with G patch domain-containing protein
Exons: 3
Coding region: 480-2111 (543 amino acids)
Biological process (GO): negative regulation of DNA-templated transcription; regulation of transcription by RNA polymerase II
Cellular component (GO): nucleus
Molecular function (GO): DNA-binding transcription factor activity, RNA polymerase II-specific; RNA polymerase II cis-regulatory region sequence-specific DNA binding; metal ion binding
Source: RefSeq, a predicted model, not a curated record
CGUGCCGCAGCCGCCAGCCAGUUGAGUGGGAGAGUCGCGGGCUUUUCGCUCCGCACAGUUUUCCCCGGGCGGGCGUUUGCUCUCGUGCGCGCGCGUUGUGUCAGGGAAGAGGAAGUCGUGCUUUUGUUUCACUCCAAAAACAUAAUUGCAUCGGCAUUUGUUGCUGGCAUAACGGUCAGUUCCAGUGGGUGCUCGGCGAAAGGAAAUGCAGCGGUGCGUAUCCUCUGCAACAGAAAUGCAUAAUUUGAAGUACGACAAGGUCGAGGAGGCGGUGGAAGAAGAGGGAGAUGCUGGGAAGAUCAAAACAGAAGCAAACUGACAGCUUUCAAACGACCCAAAACGUCAACAAACGAACUGUCGGUCGUCGAAAAGUAAAACAAACAGUUUGUUUUAGUGGAUUUUUUUCUGGAAUUGUUAUACGUAGGUUGUUAGGGUAAAAAAGUUUGCAUUGGUGGGGUUAAGGCUGCUUCCCAGCUGCAAUGAGUGUGGACGAGCUGAAUCAAUCGAUACUACAAUACAAAGAGCAGCUGGAACAGAUUGCACAAGCCCUACAGCUGACCAGGGAUGAAACGGAACGAAGCGAGCUGAACAAACUCAAGUCCGAUCUAAUCGAGCUGCUCGAACUGACGGUGGAAUCACUCGCAGCUACAAGCGAUGACGACGACGCACCGGACACGGCUGGACGAGCACCCCCGGCAACUGCGGACAAUCCGAUCGACGAUGAGUUUGCACUGUUUAUGCGCGAAAUCAAAGAGCUCCAAACGGAGGACUCAGCAGCUGGAGAGCAGGCGGGAGAGCAGGCAGCAACCGAACCGGAACGCAAGUCAAACGACGACGAUGCCGACAACGACGACGAUGCCGACGACGACCUAGAUCUUGACGGGCUGGUCGGGAGCAAGUGUUCCGCACCGCACCUGCACACCUGGGGCUCGACCGCGUACCACAACGCGAUGGUAUGCAGCCUGGACGCGGACGAUCUGGCCCACGCUACCGCCAAGGUGCUGUUCGCCAAUCCAACCCACCGCGAGAUGCUACCCUGCGCGUACUUUCUCGAGGGCGAGUGUCGCUUCACGGACGAAAAGUGUCGCUACUCGCACGGGGAAGUGGUCCGGUUGGAUCAGUUGCGGGACUACCGCGCACCGCAGUUCGAGCGAUUGCGCCGGGCAGGCAGCCGAGCGCUGGUCAAGCAACCCACACGCCUGUGGUGCAAGGGCACGGUGACGGAAGUGGACUUUGACGCGAAGCGCUGCAAAGUUCGGCUCGAGGAGGGCAAGCGCGAACAGCUGGAGGUACCGUUCGAAGAUCUGCUACCGCUGGACGAGGACGAGGAUGGGCAGGAAGCGGCGGAGGACAGCGAGUCGGACACCGAUGGUGCCGGCGAGGAGGAAGCCGACGAUGAAGCGCUGUGGAAAACGUUGCUGGUGGAGAAAAGUCUCUUCCAUCCCGCACCCAACCGGCGGCUGGGCGAAUGGGAAGAACACACGCGUGGUAUCGGUUCGAAAAUCAUGCAAAAAAUGGGCUACAUCGUUGGCACCGGGCUGGGGCGGGAGGGUGAGGGCAUCGUAGUGCCGGUAAGUGCGCAGGUGCUGCCGCAGGGCCGCUCCCUCGACUACUGUAUGGAGCUGCGCGAACAAUCGAACGGCGAUAAGGAUCUGUUCAGCGUGGAGAAGAAGCUGGUACAGCUGAAGCGGCAGGAGGCAAAGCGAGCCGCCAAGGAUUAUGAGCGCCAGCGGGCCCGCGAGAGCAAAUCGAAGGAUGUGUUCAGCUUCAUCAACGAGCAGGUGUUUAGCGGUGCGGCUGGAGGCGAAAGCUCACGGCCGAACCGGAACCGACCGGGCGCACUGAGCAGACAGGAGCUGAAGGAGCAUUCGUGCAAAAACCUCAACAUUGCCAGCCUGAAGCUGUCGGAAGAGAUACGCCGAACGGAGGCGGAUGUGGAGCAGUUGAAGAUAGCGCUCACGAGACACCGGGCCGGUACGCCCGCGGCAGACAAUCUGCUGCGCCAGAUCGAUGCCAAGCGGGGGGAAAUUUCGCGCAUGCAGGCAUCGGAGGGUAACAUCUCGCGGGAGCAGCAGCUGCGCAGUGACAAGAAAAAGUUGACGAUAUUUUAAGUGAAAGCGGGAAGGUAGAAAAUGCAAUAAGAAUUAAGUGUAGUGUUAAGCGAGAACGCACUAUGGCAAGCCCUCAUAAUAAACCUCAUGCAUCAACAUGUUCAUACCAUCUGCA